Molecule: messenger RNA, 2025 nt
Organism: Paramormyrops kingsleyae
Lineage: Eukaryota; Metazoa; Chordata; Actinopteri; Osteoglossiformes; Mormyridae
Biological process (GO): regulation of transcription by RNA polymerase II
Cellular component (GO): nucleus
Molecular function (GO): DNA-binding transcription factor activity, RNA polymerase II-specific; RNA polymerase II cis-regulatory region sequence-specific DNA binding
Source: RefSeq, a predicted model, not a curated record
AGGGACACAGUUCUUCUUUAAAAAUGAAUAUAAACCAAAUGCAGUUUCACUUCACCACAGCAUGAGUGGAACGUAAUGCAUUCAUAUCGUGGUACAACAGCCCUAUAGGAGAACUAACCACAAACAGAUUUUCACGUAUCCUCCUAAUGAAUAUUUAGAAAGCGGCAGCGCUGAACGCUUUUCUAAACUGAAUGUGCUUUAAGUAUAGUGGUGGAGAUGUAAGGUAACUAGUGUAACAUGUAUUACGGUAACGAGAAGUUGAGUCCCGCCUUCACUACGUCACGUGACCAGGAAGCGGGACACAAAAAAACUUGUCUGCUGCUCGACUUCUGGGGGUUUUGAAAGCUGGAGAAGCGUCAUGACUAAGCUGCAGCUUUUGAAUGAUUAUUUGACCGAGCGGCUAAUGGCUGCUGUACGGGAGAUACUGGAGGUGGUGGGAAGCACGGUGCUGGAAUAUGAGGAGGAAAGCGCCCGGGCACAGCGCGAAAUCGAGCUGUUGCGGCGGAGGCUGCGGGACGCCGGAGCGGAAGCACCAGUUUGGCCCGAAGCUUCACAACCAAUAGAGAACCUUGAGCCCGAAGCAGUGUCCCCCACUGAGCCGGAGCUGGAUGGGCAGGACUGGAGCCUCCAGAGGGAGAUUUCUCCCAGUGAGGAGAAGCUCUGCGUCGGGCAGAGGCAGCAGGAGGCCAGCAUGCAGUGUCUGCCGUUUACGCCACCUGGCCUGAAGAGUGACCACGACCAGGACUCAGAGCUGCCCGAACUUUUCAAAGUACAGAUCGAGAGUCCCACAGAGGAGCCGCACGUGGCAGAUAUGGAGCCUGACCUUGUUAAAAAAGAAGCCGAUGGGCCCAGCUACAGUGAGUCACAGCAGCGAGCUGACUCGGUGUGGGCCAGUGACUCGCGGGCGCAAAUGCGAGAGCCGCCAUCGGUGAACUUGAGGCAGCUCCCAGGGAAGCGGACUCAUUCCUGCCCACAGUGUGGGAAGACCUUCUGCCACAUGUCCCGGCUGAAGAUACAUCUGCGGAUUCACACGGGAGAGAAACCGUACAGCUGCUCCCUGUGCGGCAAACGCUUCAAUAACGACGGCACGCUCAAGAACCACCAGAGGGUCCACACGCAAGUGCGGCUCUACAGCUGCACACAGUGCGGCAUGAGGUUUAAGGAUGCCUACACCUGCAAGAAGCACCAGAAGAUGAGUCAUUUCGGAGGAGCUGCAGGAAGAGAGACAGAAGCUGAACUGAAAUCCUGUGCAUCAGUGUUUCAUCAUAAACGAUAACUUACUUUGGUAGCAGAGCAGUUCAGCACACAGAAUACCCACAAAGACGGCAGUUUUUACUUCUGGUGAAUCAGCCGGUGAGCUGCCAUGGAACAGCAGAGGCUGUGGUUACUCACCUCGGCAACACGAGUUACAUUCACCUUCUUAUUGUUGUGGGCGAAUGAUCUGUCUGCUGAACUGGGUAACUGUGAUUAAAAAGUAUGACUUAAUUGCAAUGAAGAAAUCAGUAUUUAAGAAAUGGGAAUCCCCUUCAGGGAGAACCCCAGCCUCCUAUCCUGUGUUGCGAGGGAGGGGCUCCAGGCCCUUCUGCAUCCCUGACCAGCUGUGAGAUGGAUGGAUGGAUGAAUGAAUGAAUGAAUGAAGUUUUUACCCUUAUGAUUUUCUAUAUUGGUUCAUCUGUAAUUUUUAAACAUGCAAAUAAAUUAAUAGCACACAAGGUGUGUUUUCUAACCCUAAACCCACAGGUCUUUCACAUCAUAUGUGUUUUUCUUCAGCUAGAAAGACUUUUUUUCUGAAAUUGAUCCACGUAAAUUAAAGCACAUUGAAUCUGCAGGGGGAUGAUUCGCUGUUCUGGAUUCCAGGCAUGCUCUUGUCUCCUGUCUUCAGCUGUCUGCUUUUCAUGGUUAGCAGGGGGAAACCGUGUGACUGCAUCAGCAUCUCUGUGAUGCUAUGGUGAGCAGAGGACCUUUAAUCUGCAGGAUGUGUGAAUGUAUUAAUGUGUCUGCAUUAAACAUGUAUGUAUAAACGAA